Molecule: messenger RNA, 142 nt
Organism: Cetraspora pellucida
Lineage: Eukaryota; Fungi; Glomeromycota; Glomeromycetes; Diversisporales; Gigasporaceae
Source: the annotation of a GenBank genome assembly
AACUAUAGAUAUUGAUGAUGAAUAUAAGGAAAGAAAUAAUGAGCACAAAACUAUUUAUAGUAUUAAUAACAAUUUAAAGAAUUUUCCAAAUCUAUACAUUCUUAUUACAGAGGAACCUUCAUCAGCAAUUAAAGAGAAGUAG